This is a messenger RNA of Jaculus jaculus (lesser Egyptian jerboa), 2922 nucleotides long. RefSeq names its product xin actin binding repeat containing 2 (gene Xirp2). Gene Ontology annotation, cellular component: stress fiber; focal adhesion. The transcript has 9 exons. NCBI's taxonomy places the organism in Eukaryota, Metazoa, Chordata, Mammalia, Rodentia, Dipodidae. Bases 1 to 2775 code for a protein of 924 amino acids. The record is from RefSeq and is a predicted model, not a curated record. Gene Ontology annotation, molecular function: actin filament binding. Gene Ontology annotation, biological process: actin cytoskeleton organization; actin filament organization.
AUGUUUCCCAUACAGAAGGGGUCCCUCAACCUACUGAGGCAGAAAUGGGAAUCCAGUGAUUUCCAGAGAAGCGAGAGCUGUCUUGGGGGCAGCCAAUGCAGGCUUUCCAGGCUGAGGGAAAGCAGGUUGCUUGAACCAGAAAGAAAGACAUUCUCAGUACCCGAACCUCCAGAUUCCCCAAGUCUGACCUGCAACACAAAACAGGAGGUGUUGAGUGGAGAACCUGAGGAUGCUAUUCUUCAGGACCAGAGCCACUACUUCAGGGAAUGUUGCCAUCCUGAAGUGCUCAAGGAAGAUUCCCUGACCGGCCGGCGCAAGAUUGAACGUUUUUCCAUUGCCCUAGAUGAGCUGAGGAGUGUAUUUGAGACUCCUAAGAGUGGAGUUAGACCAGUGGGACCAGCUGAAUAUAGCCAAAAGGAUGUGGAAAUUGAGCGAAGUCUCUGUUCACCAACAUUUAAGAGUCAUCUUGGGAGCCAGUCAGACGAUUCUGGAAAAGAUUCAGAGAAAAAAGGAAAGGAAACACCCUUGGACCAGAUGUCACCUGACAGUGGUCACAGCCACAGUCUUGAAGAGACUUUCUGCCCUACUAAGCGCACAGAAGACAGUGUUGCUGGGAGUGAGGAGGAGCAGAAUCUCCACGAGUUGGUACCCCUGAAGGAGAGAAUGGCGAGGUAUCAGGCAGCUAUUUCCAGGGGUGACUGCCGCAGCUUCUCAGCUAAUGUGAUGGAGGAAUCAGAAGUGUGCACAGUGCCUGGUGGUUUGGCCAAGGUGAAGAAACAAUUUGAGAAGGAUGAGAUGACUUCAUCCUGCAAUGCCUUUUCUCAGUACCAGUACCACCACCAGAACAGAGCUGAGCAGGAGGUACUCCAAAGCAGUCAGACAAUGAGAAGGAAUGAACAAGAAGUUUCCCAGACACACAGAACUGAUGUCCUCAAAGCAGAAAUGGUAUCACAGCUUGAAAAGCACACUGAGGAAAUAAACCAAGCUUCUCAGCUUCAUCAAUAUGUUCAAGAAACAGUAAUUGAUACGCCUGAGGAUGAAGAGAUCCCUAAGGUUUCAACUAAGCUUUUAAAAGAGCAAUUUGAAAAGUCUACCCAGGAAAAGUUUCUCUAUUCUGAUAAAGAGACAACCCCAGUGAAGCAGAUUAAGAAACUACUGCCCCAAGACAAGGAAAUAUGUAUAGCUUGUCAAAAGACAGUUUAUCCAAUGGAGCGUCUCAUAGCAGACAAGCAGAAUUUCCAUAAAUCAUGCUUCAGAUGCCACCAUUGUAACAGUAAACUAAGUUUGGGAAAUUAUGCAUCACUUCAUGGACAAAUAUACUGCAAACCUCAUUUUAAACAACUUUUUAAAUCUAAAGGAAAUUAUGAUGAAGGUUUUGGACACAAACAGCAUAAAGAUCAAUGGAAUUUCAAAAAUCAAACCAGCUUAAUGGAUUUAAGUCCCAGUGAAGGACCAGGUGUGUGUGAAAACACUGCAGCAGAGACCCUCUCACCUGGAUACCUUACUGAACAUGUAGAUGCUAGUGACAGUGAAGGGCAUAGAGAUGAGUUGAAAAAAGUGCGAGAGAGGGGAAAAUUAAAAAUUAUUUGGCCUCCUUAUAGGGAGAUGCCUAAAAAAAGCUUUCCCCUUGAGGAAGAACUCAAAGUCAAUAAACCUAAGUGGCCACCUGACUUGACCAUUCCUAUGCCCUCUGAAUUUAAAAAUGAAUCACUGAUAGAACACUUUAAAACUCUAGACACUAAAGGACAAGAAGGAGACAACCUGCCUAUUCUGCAGCCACAUCCAUGUAUGGGUCAGGAAGAGGAUGUUACAGGAAACAAAGAAUUGAAAAUACAUGAAACAAGAAAAAAUGAGGAGGAAGGAAUGAAGAAUGUGAAAGAUAAGGUUAAUAACAGUGAGGAUUUAAAGACUAAGAGAAAAAGUGAAAUGGAUCUUAGUGACAAUAAUGCAUUUGUGCAGAGUGAUGAAAAGGAGAAAAAUGGCCAUGCUAAUGAACCUGAUUGUGCAGAAGUUUUACAAGUUCUGAACACUGAUGAUGAGGUGGUGCCAGGAAAUCAUAAAGAGAAUUUCAAUAAGAAUAAUAAUAACAAUUAUGUAGCUGUCUCCUAUCUGACUAAUUAUAGGCAGAAAACAUCUAUUUUAGAAUUUCCUCAUCUAUUACUACAGCCAAGUGAAGCAAGCUACACUGCAGGUGACUACCAAGCGAAAAAGUUAGAAAAUGUCUCUAGAAUUUCUGAGUUACUUAGUAUCUUUGAAUCUGAAAAGUUGUAUUCCAGGAAAGUCCUAGCCAUGGCUCUGGAGAAGCAGGCUGACAGAGCAACCGCAGGCGGUCCUGUGCAGUUGGCCCCAGAGCCAGGUUUCCAAAGGGACUUAGCAGUGAAGGGUGGAAGACCCACAGCCUCUUCUGAUGCAAGUCUCUUAAACAUGAAAGUAAAUAAUACCAUCAACAAAACUUUACCUUUUUUCUUUUCCAAUACUGUGAAAAUCACUGCAUUUUCCAAGAAGAAGGGUAACAUUGUUGAGUGUAAUUUGUUAGAUUCUGUCGAUCAACUUAAGAACAUACCAGGCUUGUAUUUAAGAGAACUUGGGAAGAAUGUCAACCACUGGCAUGGGAAGGCAGCAGAAACAGUGCAGAGUGAUGGAAACACAGGCUGUGAUGCUCUGACCCACAGAUGUGCAGCUAAGUCUAUGUUUCCCAGCACGGAGAGGCAGGCUGCCCUUCUGACUGUGGAAGAGCAGAUUAAAAGGAACAGGUGCUACAGUGACACUGAGUGACCCAUCUCCACCUAUUUGCAGUCCACACUCAGACACUGGGUUAUUGGAUCUUCUAAAAUAAAUUGUCAGGGUCAUUGAUAACUGUUUGUUGAAUUUGCAGAGAUAUGGUUCAAAAGCCUUAUCUUUCACAGUGGGAUAUUUCUUGCA